CAAAUUCAUGGCCUCCAAAAUCCAUUUCCAAUGCUACCCGCUCAAAGGUCAAGGCAUUUUCUCAGCUCUCUCACCCACCAAUUCCCACACUUUUCGGCCUUUCAAACAAGGCUUUUCAGCAGCACCUUCUCCUCUCUAUUAAACCUAUGCAAGAAACCACGCCAUCUCCCACAAAUCCAUGCAAGGUUCAUCCUCCAUGGCCUCCACCAGAACCAAACUGUUUCCUCUCAUCUCAUUGAUUCCUAUGCCAACUUUGGCAUCCUUAACCUCUGUUUGCAACUCUUUGAUUCCAUCACCAACCCAAGUUCACAUCUUUACAACACAAUUUUAAGAAAUUUAGCGACUUUGGGCGAAUAUAAAAGGACCCUUUUGGUGUACAAGGACAUGGUGCUAAAAAAAUCCAUUUUCCCUGAUGAGAAGACUUACCCUUUUGUUCUAAGAGCUUGUUCUUAUUUGUUAGAUGUUGAGUAUGGAAAAAUGGUUCAUGGGCAGUUGGCAAAGUUGGGUUUUGAUUCAUUUGAGGUUGUGGGUAAUGCUUUGUUGGAGUUCUACAGUGGGUUUAGUGGAUUUGAGCAAAAGGUGGUUGAUGAAAAACCUGUUAAGGAUUUGGGUUAUUGGAAAGGUUUGAUUUUUGAGGCUUCUCAAAGUGGAAGUGUGGUCUCUAUUAUUAAUUUGUUGGGGGCAAGUGUUGACUUAGGUUCAUUGGGUACAGGAAAAGCUCUUCAUAGUUUGGUUCUAGUUAGUGAUUUAAGUAACGAUUUGUAUGUGAAUACUGCUUUGUUGUCAAUGUAUUCAAAACUAGGUAGUUUGAAAAGUGCAAGAUUGUUAUUUGAGAAGAUGCCAGAUAAGGAUCUUGUUGUCUGGAAUAUAAUGAUUUCUGCUUGUUAUCAACAUGGAAAACCCAAGGAAUCACUUGAAAACUUGAGGUGCAUGGCAACCUCGGGGGUUAGAGAUGAUAUGUUUACUGCUAUUCCUGCUAUUUCCUCGAUUAGGCAGUUGAAAUCUAUCAAAUGGGGCAAACAAAUACAUGCUCAUGUGAUGAGAAACGGUUCGGAUUAUCAAGUUUCGGUUCAUAAUUCUCUUAUUGAUAUGUAUUUUCAAUGUGAUUGUUUGAUUUAUGCGCAAAAGAUUUUUGAAAGUCUAACAAUAAAAACUGUGGUUUCAUGGAGCUCAAUGAUCAAAGGAUAUGUAAACCAUAAUCAGAAUCUUGAUGCUCUUUCUCUUUUCUCCAGGAUGAGAACAGAUGGAGUUAAAUCUGAUUUCAUAACAGUUAUCAACAUCUUGCCUGCAUUCGUGAAUAUAGGGUCACUAGAACAAGUAAAAUGCCUUCAUGGAUACUCAUUGAAGUUUGGUCUGAAUUUGCUGUCAUCUGUUAAUUCAGCACUUCUUAUCAGUUAUGCAAAAUGCGGAUGCAUAGUUAUGGCCAGAAAGCUUUUUGAUGAAGAAAAAAUUGAUGGUAAGGAUAUCAUAACAUGGAACUCGAUGAUCAGUGCUCAUGCUAAGCAUGGGGACUGGUCACAAUGUUGUGAGUUGUAUAACCAGAUGAAGCAUUUGAAUCUGAAACUGGAUCAAGUUACCUUUCUUGGGCUACUGACUGCUUGUGUCAAUUCGGGCCUUGUUAAAGAAGGUCGGGAAUUUUUUAAGGAGAUGAGGGAAGUGUAUGGUUGCCAACCAAACCAAGAACACUAUGCCUGCAUGGUGGAUUUACUAGGGCGUGCUGGACAUAUCAAUGAAGCCAGAGAACUUGUUAAAGAAAUGCCAUUCAAACCAGAUACUCGAGUGUGGGGCCCGUUGUUGAGUGCCUGUAAGCUGCACUCCGAGACCAAGUUUGCGGAGUCUGCUGCUGAGAAACUAUUAACAAUGGAACCAGAAAAUGCUGGAAAUUACGUUUUACUCUCAAACAUAUAUGCAGCUGCAGGCAAGUGGGAUAAAUUUGCUAAAAUGAGGAGACUUCUUAAAGAGAAAGGACUAAAGAAAACCCCUGGCUGUAGCUGGCUACAAGUAAAUGGACACGUACAUGAGUUUCGUGUUGCUGAUCAAUCCCAUCCAAAAGCAAAUGACAUAUAUGCUUUAUUAGGAAUCCUGGAGUUUUCAAUCAAGGAGUUCAGAGAUCACAGUGAAGGGAAAGUGUCUUAAAUGCUCAUUUCGUCCACCAUGGUAUUCAUAAUAGAUUUUAGAAAGUGCUGAUCACAAGUAGUUAACUUUUAUAAUGUUGCAUGAAAAUCUUCACCGAAGAUACUGCCACAAAACAGGUUAGAGCAAGGAAGAAAAUGAAGCAGUAACAAGUUCAACUCAUCAGCUGGCAUUUUUUGGUGCAUUUUGUUAUGAGCCAUCUAAGAUAAGGAUUUUUUCAUUUGUAGUAAAUUUUCUCCAUGGUUUCUUAUGGAUUUCACUUCAAUAUGUAAGCCAACUUGAAAUACUCAGGAUAUCCGUUGCUGUCAUUGAUGCUGCUCCAAAUGUCAGACAUAUCUGGCAGCCUUUCAUCAUUUUCAUAGGGGAACCUACAAUGAGAAAUUACAUGCCUGAAGCUCUUCCCAAGUUCCUAGCAUCAUGUGCCUAGGAGAGUUGCUGAUUGAUUUUGGAUGAGUACUUUGCUUUGGGCAUGGUGUAGUAAGCAAGUAUAAGAUAAGAGGCGGCUUCUCUCUUCUAUGUAACUUUCUGGGAAACAUUGGAUGCUUUUCCCCUUUGCAUAAACAGCAUUUCUAUUCACAUAUGAAUGAAACCAAAUCAUUGGAACGAGAUCCAUAGUGAGCUGAUAGUGUUUGUUGGAGAUAUUUGUAAGAGAUGGCAAUUCCCACUUAUGCCGCACUAUUUUGAUUAUAUAGAUGCUGUGGAUUUGUUUUCAUGAUGAUUUGAUACCUAGAACAACCAAAUAUGGUUACUUUGUAUCGU
Durio zibethinus is the source of this 2892-nucleotide messenger RNA. Lineage: Eukaryota; Viridiplantae; Streptophyta; Magnoliopsida; Malvales; Malvaceae. The record is from RefSeq and is a predicted model, not a curated record.